Messenger RNA from Rhincodon typus (whale shark), 702 nucleotides. It is a transcript of the gene gins1, whose product is annotated as GINS complex subunit 1 (Psf1 homolog). The transcript has 5 exons. The record is from RefSeq and is a predicted model, not a curated record. Gene Ontology annotation, biological process: DNA replication; DNA strand elongation involved in mitotic DNA replication. NCBI's taxonomy places the organism in Eukaryota, Metazoa, Chordata, Chondrichthyes, Orectolobiformes, Rhincodontidae. The coding region runs from base 81 to 569 and encodes 162 amino acids. Gene Ontology annotation, cellular component: GINS complex.
UUUUUGCUCCAUGUUUUACAGCUCAUCGGUUUUUGUUUGUAGAGGUUUAUAUACAAUACUGUUUGCUCCUUCCCGGAAUAAUGUUUUGUGAAAAAGCCAUAGAGUUAAUCCGAGAGCUCCAACGAGCUGCGGACGGUCAAUUGCCCGCUUUUAAUGAAGAUGGUAUCAGGCAAGUUCUUGAAGAGAUGAAAGCUUUGUAUGAACAGAACCAAACUGAUGUGAAUGAGGCUAAAUCUGAUGGCAGGACAGACUUAAUACCAACAAUCAAGUUUCGUCACUGCUGUUUGCUGAGGAAUAAACGCUGUAUUUUAGCAUACCUAUACGACCGUUUAUUGCGAAUUCGAUCAUUGAGGUGGGAAUAUGGAAGUGUUCUACCGUCGAGAAUUCGGUUCCACUUUGCUGCUGAGGAGCUUAUAAUUGGUUCUGUCCUCUUUCUCUUUUCCUCAUUCUCACUAGAGGAAAAUGAAAUCAUUAAACUUUGGUGUUUGGUUUUCUUUCAGCAUUUUAUGCCCAGGUGGAAAUGUGAACAGUUAAUUCGUCAGGGGAUCUUGGAGCAUGUGCUGUCCUGAGUUCCAGUUUAAAGAAAUGGACUUUUUACACCCACUAGGUUAUUAGCUUGGACUGUUGCUUUGAUAUGUAUUGGCUGUAUCUUGUAGAUUUUAAAUUAAAAUGUGAUUUAGCUGUGAACGUCAGCUUUGCUAA